Messenger RNA from Pyrus x bretschneideri (Chinese white pear), 618 nucleotides. RefSeq names its product mavicyanin-like. Gene Ontology annotation, molecular function: electron transfer activity. The record is from RefSeq and is a predicted model, not a curated record. The coding region runs from base 1 to 618 and encodes 205 amino acids. NCBI's taxonomy places the organism in Eukaryota, Viridiplantae, Streptophyta, Magnoliopsida, Rosales, Rosaceae. Gene Ontology annotation, cellular component: plasma membrane. The transcript is spliced from 2 exons.
AUGGCUUUCGUGAAGGAUUACUCACUGGUUUCUUCCGUGGUAAUGGUGGUGGCUUUGUUUGGGGUGUGUUUUGGUGGUACUGUGUACAAGGUGGGUGACUCCCAUGGGUGGACAGCCAAAGAUGGUUUUAAUUACAAGGAAUGGGCAGCUAGCAAGACCUUUUAUGUUGGAGACACCAUCGUUUUUGAGUACAAUGCCAAGGAGCACAAUGUGGCCCAAGUGACCCACGGAAAUUUCAAUGCCUGCAACUCAACGGAUGCAAUCACCACCACCGCCUCCGGCAACGACAGUAUAAAGUUGACGAAACCUGAACACUUGUUCUACAUUUGCGGUGCCCCCGGUCACUGCCAGGCCGGCCAGAAGGUUGACAUCAGAGUUGUUGCUUCAUCAUCAAGCCCUAAUGCAUCAAGUCCGAGUCACACCCCACCACCCAGUUCUUCAAACCCUAAUGCAUCAAGUCCGAGUCACACCCCAGCUCCCAGUUCUUCAAACCCUAAUGCAUCAAUUUCACCUGCUCCUGUCUCACCCAAGAAGAGCAGUGCUCCAUUUGUCCAGUCUUCUAAUGGGCUACUUAUACUUGUGAUGAUUAUGGGGGUUCUUGCUUCUUUUUAUGAAUAG